AUGAGGAUUAUUAUUGCCACAGAAAUAAACCAAUUUUUCAUUGAAGUAGGAACCCUAGAAACAGUUUUAGAAAUCAAAAGGAAAAUAGAACAAAUCCAUGCUAUUCCAGUGGCUUACCAAAUCCUAACAGUGUGUGGGUUUGAACUACUGGAUGGAUUAGACAUGGAAGAUUACCCAAUAGUCAGUGAAGGCACAAAAAUUGACCUCACCAUCAAGCCAAUGGAGCCACAUAUCAUUCACCAUCCUAACAAAAUGCAAAUCACAGUAAAAUUCUCAGCUAGACUGAUUAACAUAGAGGUGGAUAAGACAGAUACUGUCCAUAGCUUGAAGGAAAAAAUUCACAUCAUUGAUAACACCCCCAUCAAAUCAAUGAAGCUUUUCUUUUUGGGGAGGGAACUGAAUGAAGAUUUCCGAAACCUAAAUGAAUAUGGUAUUCGUGAAUUUUCUGAAAUUAUUGUGUUCCUCAAGACCACAAACCGGACAAAAGAACCACCAACUAGAAAGCUGAGCUUUGUGCUACAAACUUCCUCUAGUUUGCUUAAUGCAGCCACCAUUCCAUUGGAGAUGAAAGAUACAAGCACGGUUAAUGACUUGAAGCAGUUGCUGCUGAGCAGAAAAAUUCUGCCAGUUGAUGAUUAUUUGUUUAUUCAUAGGCAGAGGAUCAUGCGUGAUAGUUGUAGCCUUAGGUGGCAUGGAGUUGAAAAUGGAGACCAGCUCUAUGUGUUUAAAGGGACGGUUAGUCGCAGUGGGUAUGUCUGA
Medicago truncatula (barrel medic) is the source of this 759-nucleotide messenger RNA. Its product is annotated as polyubiquitin 8. The coding region runs from base 1 to 759 and encodes 252 amino acids. Gene Ontology annotation, biological process: proteasome-mediated ubiquitin-dependent protein catabolic process. Gene Ontology annotation, molecular function: ubiquitin binding; polyubiquitin modification-dependent protein binding; proteasome binding. The record is from RefSeq and is a predicted model, not a curated record. Gene Ontology annotation, cellular component: cytosol; nucleoplasm. Lineage: Eukaryota; Viridiplantae; Streptophyta; Magnoliopsida; Fabales; Fabaceae. The transcript has a single exon.